Messenger RNA from Prunus armeniaca (apricot), 2694 nucleotides. The record is from the annotation of a GenBank genome assembly. NCBI's taxonomy places the organism in Eukaryota, Viridiplantae, Streptophyta, Magnoliopsida, Rosales, Rosaceae.
AUGGGUGCCUCACUCCCCCCCAAAGAGGCCAACCUCUUCAAGCUCAUCGUCAAAUCAUAUGAAACCAAACAAUAUAAGAAGGGACUGAAGGCAGCAGAUGCCAUAUUGAAAAAGUUUCCAGACCAUGGAGAAACUUUGUCGAUGAAGGGGUUGACAUUAAAUUGCAUGGACCGCAAAUCCGAAGCAUAUGAACUUGUCAGGAUUGGAUUAAAGAAUGACCUCAAAAGUCAUGUUUGCUGGCAUGUUUAUGGUCUACUUUAUCGGUCAGACAGAGAAUACAGGGAGGCCAUAAAAUGCUACAGAAAUGCGCUGAGGAUAGAUCCAGACAAUAUUGAAAUAUUACGUGACCUGUCACUCUUACAGGCUCAAAUGCGGGAUUUGACUGGUUUUGUUGAGACAAGACAACAACUUCUGACUUUGAAACCAAAUCAUCGCAUGAAUUGGAUUGGCUUUGCUGUUGCCCAGCAUUUAAAUGCAAAUGCUUUAAAAGCUGUUGAAAUUCUCGAAGCAUAUGAAGGGACACUAGAAGAUGAUUAUCCUCCAGAUAAUGAGCGCUGUGAGCAUGGGGAGAUGCUUUUAUAUAAGAUUUCAUUGUUAGAGGAAUGCAACUUAAUUGAGAGAGCUCUUGAGGAAUUGCACAAGAAAGAGACAAAAAUUGUUGAUAAGUUAGAUUAUAAAGAACAAGAAGUUUCUCUUUUGGUGAAGCUUGAUCACCUGGAAGAAGGUGCUGAAUUGUAUAGGAUAUUGCUUUCCAUGAAUCCUGACAAUUAUAGAUAUUAUCAAGGCCUGCAAAAAUGUCUUGUGCUGUAUGCUGAGAAUGCCCAGUAUUCACCUGAUGAAAUUGAACGGUUAGAUGCCUUAUACAAAUCACUUGGGCAGAAAUACAGUUGGUCGUCUGCUGCUAAGAGAAUACCACUUGAUUUUUUACAAGGUGACAAGUUUCGAGAAGCAGCAGAUAAUUAUAUCAGGCCCCUUCUUACCAAGGGAGUUCCUUCAUUAUUCUCCGAUCUUUCUCCUUUGUAUGAUCACCCUGGAAAGGCAGACAUUCUGGAACAGCUUAUUCUUGAGUUGGAACAUUCAAUUAGGAUGACUGGCCGAUACCCUGGGAGGGCAGAGAAGGAGCCCCCUUCAACACUUUUGUGGGCCUUGUUUUUGUUGGCUCAGCAUUAUGAUAGACGAGGCCAAUAUGACAUUGCUUUAUCUAAAAUUGAUGAGGCCAUGGAGCACACUCCAACUGUGAUUGAUUUAUACUCUGCCAAGAGCCGGGUUUUGAAGCAUGCUGGUGAUUUGCCUGCUGCUGCUGCAUUGGCAGAUGAAGCUAGAUGUAUGGAUCUUGCAGAUCGCUAUAUAAACAGUGACUGUGUUAAGCGUAUGCUGCAGGCUGAUCAGGUUCCUUUGGCAGAAAAAACUGCUGUAUUGUUCACAAAAGAUGGUGAUCAGCACAACAACCUUCAUGAUAUGCAGUGCAUGUGGUAUGAACUUGCUUCUGGUGAGAGUUAUUACCGCCAAGGUGAUCUUGGACGAGCUCUGAAAAAAUUUUUAGCCGUGGAGAAGCACUAUGCUGAUAUUACAGAAGAUCAGUUUGACUUCCAUUCUUAUUGCUUAAGGAAAAUGACUCUACGUGCCUAUGUGGAAAUGCUUAGAUUUCAAGAUCGGUUGCAUUCACAUGCAUAUUUUCACAAAGCUGCAGUUGGUGCAAUCAGAUGCUAUUUGAAGCUGUAUGAUUCUCCUUUGAAAUCUACCUCUGAAGAAGAUGAUGAGAUGUCUAAGUUGCUCCCUUCUCAAAAAAAGAAAAUGAGGCAAAAGCAGAGAAAGGCGGAAGCACGAGCUAAGAAAGAGGCAGAGGGAAAAAAUGAAGAAUCUAGUGUGAGUGGUGUAUCUAAGUCUGGGAAACGACAUGUAAAGCCUGUUGAUCCAGAUCCACAUGGGGAGAAGUUGUUGCAGGUUGAGGAUCCAAUGUUAGAAGCUACAAAGUACUUGAAGCUGCUUCAGAAGAACUCGCCCGAGUCCUUAGUGACACACUUGCUUUCUUUUGAAGUAAAUAUGAGAAAGCAGAAGAUUUUGCUUGCCUUUCAGGCUUUGAAGCAGCUUCUGAGGUUGAAUGCUGACCACCCAGAUUCACAUCGCUCCUUGAUUAAAUUCUUCCAUAAAGUUGGCUCCAUGCCUGCUCCUGUGACUGAUAAUGAGAAACUCAUUUGGAGUGUGUUGGAAGCAGAGCGCCCAUUGAUCAGUCAAUUGCAAGGGAAGUCUUUAAUUGAGGCAAACAAGAAUUUCUUGGAGAAACAUCAAGAUUCCUUGAUGCAUAGAGCUGCAGUUGCAGAAAUGCUAUAUACUAUGGAACCAGAAAAGAAAUCUGAGGCUAUUAAAUUAAUUGAAGAGUCAACCAACAAUAUGGUGCCCAAAAGUGGAGCACUUGGACCUGUCAAAGAGUGGAAACUCAAAGAUUGCAUUACUGUCAACAAACUCCUUGAAACAAUAAUUGUUGACCCUGCGGCUGCUCUGAGAUGGAAAGAGCGAUGUGCUGAGUACUUCCCUUACUCUACGUUCUUUGAAGGGAAUCGUAGCUCUGCAGUACCCAACUCAGCAUACAACCAAAAUGGAAGUGCGAACCACUCAGAAGGUGGGCAAAGUGCAGAUUCAAUCGCAGUAAAUGGGAAAUUAGAGGCAUUUAAAGACCUCACCAUGCAACCAUAA